This is a messenger RNA of Prunus armeniaca (apricot), 453 nucleotides long. The record is from the annotation of a GenBank genome assembly. Lineage: Eukaryota; Viridiplantae; Streptophyta; Magnoliopsida; Rosales; Rosaceae.
AUGGAGAUCUCAUCUUUUACUCUGUCCACUCCAAGAUCCCCACCUUCGCUCCCUUUCUCAUCAUCCCAAUCUACCUUCUUGACCAACAAUGCCACUACCUUUUUAUUCCCCAACAAAAACAAGGUCAAUAGCGGUGCUUUGGUUCUGGGCAGGACCAGAACCAGAACAAGAACUGAAAGAGUCAAGAAGGGUCUCACUUGUAACGCUUUGUUUGGUCUUGGGAUGCCGGAGCUUGUUGUUAUAGCUGGGGUGGCAGCUUUGGUUUUUGGACCCAAGAAGUUACCUGAAGUGGGCAAGAGUAUUGGGAAGACUGUCAAGAGCUUCCAACAGGCAGCAAAGGAGUUUGAGACAGAGCUUAAAAAAGAACCUGAGGCACUCACAGAGACACCUACAGCUGUGAGUGAAGAAGAAAAACAAGAAGUCAAGGUCUCAAGCUCAAAGGAAAACGCAUAA